UUUCACAUUAAAGGACCUUGCGUAAGUUUUAUUGGAAAAUCAAUAUAGUCUACGUCUAUAUGAGUUGUAUUAGUUAUCAGAUUUUCAAAAGUGUCAUUAUAUUUUUAUUAUGUAUCAUUACAUGUAGUGGCCAUUCCAUUAAUUGUGUUGCAAAAGGAAGUUUCUGUGAAGAAUUUGUUAGGACGUAUUCUAGAAGAAUAAGUGAUGUGAAUUAUCACAAUCAACCAAUCAUGGUUGUUCUGCGUUUUUGGAGGAUAUCAGAGUUUGGAGGUAAACCUUGCUUGAUUACGAAAGGAGGUUGUCCAAGAAUGUUCAUCGAUGAAAAUUUCAGUGACAUUAACAGAGACUGCUACAUCUGCUUUUUCACUGCUGGAAAUAAAGAGACAGCAUCCACAGAUAAUGACAAUGUUUCUGAUGAAGACGGUGAUUCUAACUAAGAUUUGUAGCUGUGUGGAUGGGAUCAAGAAAAUUCCUCCUAUGUUAUAUUCUAUCUUGGACAUCCUUUAAUGCUUUGUUUUGUUAACUUUUUUUAAGCAAUGUGCUAUUCCCGUAUUUGUAAAAUUAGACUCUUAUGUUCAGUUGUUUUUUAUUUUGCUUA
Molecule: messenger RNA, 598 nt
Organism: Arabidopsis lyrata subsp. lyrata
Lineage: Eukaryota; Viridiplantae; Streptophyta; Magnoliopsida; Brassicales; Brassicaceae
Exons: 3
Coding region: 60-437 (125 amino acids)
Source: RefSeq, a predicted model, not a curated record